CCACACUGCUCCCGAUGCUCCCAAUGCCUUUGUUCACGACGUUUCAGUGCUUCGCAACUUCCUCGCCGACACACGCAAGGACGACGCCACCGUUUAGGUCCCCGUCCCUAAGGUUCUACCGCCGCUUCCACCUCCGUCCAACGUUGUUCCUCUUGAGUCCGCCUCCAUGAAGGCCAAGUGCAUCGCCCUCCAGCACAAGGUCCCGAAGGAACACGCCGCAUCGUCAUCUGACAACACACAAAAAUUGGUGCACUGGAGCCCCGAAUUGGUUACCGAAUCCACCUUCACCUCUUCCCCUCACAAACCGCGCUCCAAUCCAUACUUUUCCUCUUCUUCUUCCUUCUCCCAACCUCCCACAACGUUCAUGGAGACGGUGGUGACUGUUCGCAAUGUGCUGGGAAGAUGGGGCAAGAAGGCCGCAGAGGCUACUAAGAAGGCUGAGAGUCUCGCUGGAAACGCGUGGCAGCACUAUAAUUUUUCUGUUUAGUUCUUUUAUUUUUAAUUUUGUCGUUUUUAUUUGUUUUUAUUAUGCUCUUUUCAGACAUGCAAUUUUGUCGUGGAAACACUUUAUAGACUAUGAAUUUGGAAGAUUUUGAACUGAACUUGAGCAAUUAUUUUGUAGGAAAGAGUUGAACUGCAGGAGUUUUCGCAAGGAUCGUGCCCUCCUAGCUUGGCUUUGCAAGGGAUGUUGUGGUCAACUAUUGGU
Messenger RNA from Glycine soja, 706 nucleotides. Its product is annotated as GLABRA2 expression modulator-like. The coding region runs from base 167 to 487 and encodes 106 amino acids. The record is from RefSeq and is a predicted model, not a curated record. NCBI's taxonomy places the organism in Eukaryota, Viridiplantae, Streptophyta, Magnoliopsida, Fabales, Fabaceae. The transcript has 2 exons.